Messenger RNA from Cebus imitator (Panamanian white-faced capuchin), 3623 nucleotides. RefSeq names its product netrin 4 (gene NTN4). Gene Ontology annotation, biological process: basement membrane assembly; substrate adhesion-dependent cell spreading; cell migration. The transcript is spliced from 10 exons. Lineage: Eukaryota; Metazoa; Chordata; Mammalia; Primates; Cebidae. Gene Ontology annotation, molecular function: protein binding. The record is from RefSeq and is a predicted model, not a curated record. The coding region runs from base 504 to 2387 and encodes 627 amino acids. Gene Ontology annotation, cellular component: laminin trimer.
GCCGCGGCGUCGGUGCAAUAAAAAUGCAUCGCAUGGAACUGCCCGUGGAGAAGGACGGGACGGAGCCGGGGCGGCCAGAGGAGGUGGGAAAAACGGAGGAGGACGCCCAGGAGGCGGCGGCGGCGGCGGCGGCCGGGAAGUGAAAGGUCUCGCAAAGUUCAGCGGCAGCUGUGGUCGCCGAGCCCCGAGCUAGCGGCGGACCAGCCCGCAGGGCCGCUCCGAGGGGCAGCUCGGCCAGGCCGGCUAUGGUCCUGGGUCUCCUGCCGUCCCCCAGGUGCCCGGGCCCCGCCAGGCCGGUGCGCGAGGGUCACCCCACCGCCCCGCGCGGCCCCGGCCCCCGGCUCCCUGCUGCCGGCGCCCGCUGACCGAGCCCGGCGCCCUGGGAGGAGGAAGAAACCAGAGCCCGGGUCCCUCCCGAGGACGGCGGCGCUUCAUCCCGCAGCCCAGAGGUCUCGGCUCCCUCCCGCACCCGCCGGCUCGGCUGCUCCCGGCUCCUCCCGGCCAUGGGGACCUGCGCGCGGCUGCUGCUGCUCUGGGGCUGCACGGUGGUGGCCGCAGGACGGAGUGGAGUCGCUGGACGCUGUGAAAAAGCCUGCAACCCUCGGAUGGGAAAUUUAGCUUUGGGGAGAAAACUCUGGGCAGACACCACCUGCGGUCAGAACGCUACCGAACUGUACUGCUUCUACAGUGAGAACACGGAUCUGACUUGUCGGCAGCCCAAAUGUGACAAGUGCAAUGCUGCCCAUCCUCACCUGGCCCACCUGCCAUCUGCCAUGGCAGACUCGUCCUUCAGGUUUCCUCGCACAUGGUGGCAGUCUGCAGAGGAUGUGCACAGAGAAAAGAUCCAGUUAGACCUGGAAGCCAAAUUCUACUUCACUCACCUAAUUAUGGUGUUCAAGUCCCCCAGGCCGGCUGCCAUGGUGCUGGACCGCUCUCAGGACUUUGGGAAAACAUGGAAGCCUUAUAAGUACUUUGCAACUAACUGCUCUGCUACAUUUGGCCUGGAAGAUGAUGUUGUCAAGAAGGGAGCUAUUUGUACUUCUAAAUACUCCAGUCCUUUUCCAUGCACUGGAGGAGAGGUUAUUUUCAAAGCUUUGUCACCACCAUACGAUGCAGAAAACCCUUACAGUGCCAAAGUUCAGGAGCAGCUGAAGAUCACCAACCUUCGCGUGCAGCUGCUGAAACGACAGUCUUGUCCCUGUCAGAGAAAUGACCUGAACGAAGAGCCUCAACAUUUUACACACUAUGCAAUCUAUGAUUUCAUUGUCAAAGGCAGCUGCUUCUGCAAUGGCCACGCUGAUCAAUGCAUACCUGUUCACGGCUUCAGACCUGUCAAGGUCCCAGGAACAUUCCACAUGGUCCAUGGGAAGUGUAUGUGUAAGCACAACACAGCAGGCAGCCACUGCCAGCACUGUGCCCCGUUAUUCAACGACCGGCCGUGGGAGGCAGCUGAUGGCAAAACGGGGGCUCCCAACGAGUGCAGAAGCUGCAAGUGUAAUGGGCAUGCUGAUACCUGUCACUUCGACGUUCAUGUGUGGCAGGCAUCAGGGAAUCGCAGUGGUGGCGUCUGUGAUGACUGUCAGCACAACACGGAAGGACAGCAUUGCCAGAGGUGCAAGCCAGGCUUUUAUCGUGACCUGCGGAGACCCUUCUCAGCUCCAGACGCUUGCAAAUCGUGUUCCUGCCACCCAGUAGGAUCAGCUGUCCUUCCUGCCAACUCAGUGACAUUCUGUGACCCCAGCAAUGGUGACUGCCCUUGCAAGCCUGGGGUGGCAGGGCCACAUUGUGACAGGUGCAUGGUGGGAUACUGGGGCUUCGGAGACUAUGGCUGUCGACCAUGUGAUUGUGCAGGGAGCUGUGACCCUAUCACUGGAGACUGCACCAGCAGCAACACAGACAUGGACUGGUAUCAUGAAGUUCCUGACUUCCGUCCCAUGCACAAUAAGAGCGAACCCACCUGGGAAUGGGGGGAUGCGCAGGGAUUUUCCGCACUGCUACACUCAGGUAAAUGUGAAUGUAAGGAACAGAUAUUAAGAAAUGCCAAGGCAUUUUGUGGAAUGAAAUAUUCAUAUGUGCUAAAAAUAAAGAUUUUAUCAGCUCAUGAUAAAGGCACUCAUGUUGAGGUCAAUGUGAAGAUUAAAAAGGUCUUAAAAUCUACCAAAUUGAAGAUUUUCCGAGGAAAGCGAACAUUAUAUCCAGAAUCGUGGACAGACAGAGGAUGCACUUGUCCAAUUCUCAAUCCUGGUUUGGAAUACCUUGUAGCAGGACAUGAGGAUGUAAGAACAGGCAAACUAAUUGUGAAUAUGAAAAGCUUUGUCCAGCACUGGAAACCUUCUCUUGGAAGAAAAGUCAUGGAUAUUUUAAAAAGAGAGUGCAAACAGCAUUAAGAUGGAUAACACAUAAUGGCACUUCCCUAUGUACAAAACACAAACUUUAGAGCAAGAAAACCUCAAAAAGGAAACUGGAAUUUUUUAAAGUGCCAAAAUAUAUAGAAAUGUUUCAAUGCAUGGGUCUCAUCUACCAUCGCUUCUGGGCCCAUGUUUAAAUACAGUUUUAUUUCAUAAAGAGAAAUGAAAACCCCUACACUGACAUGUUUUCUAUGGGACUGAUUCUGAAACUCUUAAGAAUAUUUUAAUAGCAGCAUGACAUUUAGCAGUAAUCCAUUAAGGGCAAUACCUCUAACGAGGAGCUCCUUCCAGCUUCAGCUACUUUACAUUUGAUGCUACUUAAGGUAAUGAAUGAGGUUUUAAGGAAUCCCCAACCCUGCCAUCAGAAAAUGUAAAAAAGAACCUUCUUUUGUGUGUUAUGCAUGAACUUUGUUCUGUAGAUGUUCAAUGGAACCUCUCCAUGUGUAUAUAGUGUUUCCUUGUAUAAAGCACUUUACUACCUAUCACUUGUGUUGUGAACGUUUGGAGGCUGCUGUUCACAGAAAAGGGUGUGUGAGGAAGCCUGCGGAAGCAGAUGCGCUGGCACGUGUGGACAAAAGUGACCAUAGGCAGGAAGUUGAGCUAUUUAACUCUCAAGACUUGGAGAAACCAGGUGAAGAUGCAACCAGCAAGGAGAAUAUGUAUGCAUGAAGUCUCAGCUUUCAGCUGGAGGCUAGAUCCCAAGAUGACAGCCAUGAGGAAACUUUUUUUAAAACUAAGCAAGAAAAGUCUUUAAAAUAAGAGAAAGAAAUCAUAAAUGUAGACCUAUCCUUGGCUAAAGGGGAAGUGGACUUUAAAUUUUAAAAAGCUCAUUUGCAAUGCACUUGAAUACUUCAAAAAUUAUUGUAGACACAGAAUUUGUUAUAUUUUUGUGCUUAGUAUUUAAACCUGAAUAUUGAAACUGUUUUCUUCCUUGUCUUUCUUAACGCUAAUAGUCAUUAUAUUUACCUGUUUUUAAACACAAUGUGAUAGUCAACAAAUUACAGUUUUUCAUUAUUACUCAUCUUCUGUACCCAUGCAUAACCACGAUACAUAGUUUCUUUUGUACUUGAAUAUACAAAACAUGAACACAGUGCCAUAUGAAUAAUUUCACAUACAGAUUUUUUUCCUGAAGUCCUGUGGACUUGCAAAAAUAUAUAUAUAUUGCUUUGUUAAUUUGUUUUUAUAUUUCAUAUAUGGAAUAAAGGAAUAUGAUCU